AGCUCGGAGCAGGGUCUUUGUGACUUAGGUUUGCAUGGGGGCGGGGGAGGGGGCCCCCAGGCUCUCCAGCCUCCGGGCCCCUGAGUCCAGAGACCACUGAAGCAACCCGUGGCCGCCGCGGUGCCGUGGCCCGUUAGUCAGGGCCGGACAAUGGAAUUUGUCAGACUCCCUCCGGAGAGCACCCGGGCCGGCGCUGCUUCCGAGCGUGUUCUCUCAUCAGCGUUGAUUUCUAUAGGCGAAGGUGUCUGGUCGCGUCCGGCCUGAUGGAUUGGUUUGCGUAUUUCAGUGGCACUGUUGAGAUUUACUUAUUUUUUUUUUUUGCAUCAGAGGUCACGUUGUGCAUGGAUGUAUAACGAAGUGAAUCAGCCACUGGUUCAGAGGAUUUCUGCUUAACGAGUUAAGCUAGGUUGUAGAAUGGGGUGCAUGCCCAUUUGACUAAGAAAUUGGUCUGAAAGGUUUUGUGAACUCGGGAAACUUUUUUUUUUUUUUUGGCGCAUUACUACUUUUUAAAGACAGGAUUUAUUUUUCAUAUUAAAACAUAAAAGUAAAGGUAACUGAUGCUUGUGUUGCUGUUACUCAUGCAAGACUUUGUAGCAGAUUAUUCAUUUAUGUAUUCAUCCAUUCAUUCCAUUUUAAACAUGUGUAACGGACUGAGGGACCGAGGUUUGCCACUCAGAACAAAGACGAGGAAGUGUGGCCUGCUGAAAAGCAACCAUCUAAUAAGGGAAAUAGUCAAAAUAGAAAAGUACUUUUGGAAUUCACUACAUAAAUGAGAAAUGCACCAUCAAUAAAGAGUGGAGUGAGUUGGCUUAUCAACUUUUUUUGCACCUUUCUCUUUGUGACUGCUUUUCACUGCUUCGGUCUUUUCAUAAAGUAAAAUCUGUAAAUUUUACAGAGAGUAUUCUGUUUUACAUGAUUGUUCAUUCAGUAAGUAUUUGAGCAUCUUCAUUGGGAUGGGCACUGUUCUGGUCACUAGACGCUCAGUCUAUGGACAUCGGAUUUUACAUUCUGGUAAUAAAAAAUAUAGUAAGCUGAGAGAAAAAAAAAACUAGCAUAACGGUGAUCAGGGCAGGAAAAGAGGUCAGGAUAGGCCUCACCAAAACAAAACAAAAACAAACAAAAUGACAGCAUUGGAGGAAAUACUUUUCAAUAGUUCUCAACUAUACUUUGUAGGAGAAGAUACUGCCAAUUAUUUGGAAUAACGUGGACAAAAGUCAAGUGGGAAUAUGACAGUGUGCCAGGAAGAGCCUGACCGAGUAGUGGCCAGAGAGCAAGGCUGAAAGUAGGUAGUAGUGAUGCGAAAAAUCAGGUCAUAAAAUGGUCUUGGAGACUAUUAUCAAAUUAGUUAAUUGCUGUGAGAGUAAAUUGUUAAUUGUUAAUAAUUAUGUUUGCUCUGUUAAGUACAGUCAUUGGUAAAUGGAAUUGUAAGAAUAUAGUCUUAAGAUUUUUCACAUAUACUGACAUGUCCAGCAUCAUCCCCAUUUUGACAAAUAGGAAAGGUCCCAAGCUGCCCAGAUCAUCAAGUGCCAUCUUUCUUUACAGUCUAGAAGAGAUCCCAAGUUUCUAGAUUGCAGGAUUAAGAAGGUAGAGAUAAUACUAAGCUUUAAAUGGCUGGAGUAAAAGUCAAUUUGCAAGCACUGGAAUAAAUCUUGUAAAGGAACAUUUUGUAACAUGGAUUCUCUAACAGAAGAAUUUUUUGUGAGUGGAAAUCCUGAUGUGGAGGAGCAAACCAAGGAAGAAACUGAGAAUAGAGUAGAGACACCAGUCAGUCAGCUGGACAAAGAGAAAACAAAUAUACCUACUGAUCUUGACCCUGUAAACAUACUAUUAGAAGUGAAGAAGCUAUUAAAUGCCAUUGAUGUUCUACCCAAAGGUGUGGUCCCUAACGUUGAAAAGUUCAUACAAGAAGACUUCUUCCAGACUUUGAAGAGGGAAGUUGCAGCUAAUAGCCAGACUGGAGAAGAAAUUGUUCCUGCUUUAACAUUACAUUUUUUGAUAACACAACUGGAAACAGCACUUAGAAACAUUCAAACUACUAGUUGUACUGUACAGCAAGUUAAUAUUGGUUAUUACUUGACAUUACUAUUUUUGUAUGGAGUAGCGCUCAGUGAAAGAGGAAAGAAAGAGGACUGCACAGAAGCUGAAAAUAAAUUUCUAGUGAUGAAGAUGAUGAUCCAAGAACAUGAAAUUUGUGAAAACUUUAUGACGUUAGUUUAUUUUGGACGUGGUUUACUUCGAUGUGCUCAGAAGAGAUAUAAUGGAGGACUACUAGAAUUUCACAAAAGCUUACAAGAAAUGGGAGAUACGGAUGAUAAUUGGUUUGACGUAGAUCCUACAGAUGAUGAAGAUUUACCUACAACUUUCAAAGAUGUUCUCAAUAAUUUUAUCAAAAGAACUGAAAGUAAUAUAAUGAAACAGACCAUUUGCAGUUAUCUUGAUUGUGAGCGCUCUUGUGAAGCUGACAUUUUAAAGAGCACCAACUAUAAGUUGUGGAUUUCUGAAAUAAUCUCUGUUGCAAAAAGAAGCUUCUUUGAUGAGUGGUAAGAGCUACACUUAUCUGUGGGACUAAGGAUAAAUAUUUAGACUACAGUUAGAUAUUAUAUUGGUUAUAUGUUGGUUAUACAGUUAGAAAAUUUUAAUGGUCAGUUUCCUUUUGGGCUUGUUACCUCUCCAGCUAGGUUCUAGUACCAAGCAUGAGUUCCCUCCUAUUGAGUGGACCUUAAAUCCAAUAGACAGGUUUUGGUUACCCCACAAUAAUAGUGCCAGUGUUGCAUCAUUGUGGAUUUCUAUGGUCUAGUCAUUGUGGUUCUUAGGAUUUAUAGCUGAGUAACACUACAGUUUGCCCUUCUUCCUCGGCAGCUUUUAUGGUACAUUCUGGUAACUAUGAACAACAGUCUUCAGGGAGGAGGCUUCCAAGUCAGUUUUAACUCAGUUGCUCCAAGUUCUAGUUCUGAAGUUUGUGGUGUCUGCAGAAGUAGGAUUUUACUUUAAAGCUCUGGACAGCAACUAAAGGAAAUAUCAGUAGCGUAUGUUGUUUUAGGAGACUUUCGUAUUCCUCUGACCAGCAACUAGGAGGGAGAUUUCUUUCUUCUGCCGGGCUCUGUGGUUUUUGUUAGGUAGGCUUUUGUGGAGAGCACCAUCACUGUAUGUUACAUAACAGCAUUUUAAAAUAAAUGCACACACAAAGACACACACACACAAAGACACACACACACACACACACACACACACACACACACACACACACACGACUAUGGGGUGCCCAGCCCCAGCUAAUAUGUCUGCCGCAUAACCUAACACUUAAGACUCAGGUAAAAUCACAAAAAAAGGAGAUGGAAAGAUUAUAAGAAGCCCAGAACUCUUGGUGCUAUACAGUGUCCCCUACACUUGACAGGGAAAAUACACCCUUGAAAUGUGUACAUGUAUAUACAAUAAUAAGGAAAAGAUGAAUUUGGGAGGGGAAAGGGGGCCAAGAGUGAUGUUAGAUGCAGUACUUAUGUGUGAAGUUCUCAAAAAA
This is a messenger RNA of Peromyscus leucopus (white-footed mouse), 3517 nucleotides long. RefSeq names its product DAZ interacting zinc finger protein 3 (gene Dzip3). The transcript has 10 exons. Gene Ontology annotation, molecular function: polyubiquitin modification-dependent protein binding; ubiquitin-protein transferase activity; RNA binding. Gene Ontology annotation, cellular component: cytoplasm. The record is from RefSeq and is a predicted model, not a curated record. Bases 1672 to 2544 code for a protein of 290 amino acids. Gene Ontology annotation, biological process: protein polyubiquitination. NCBI's taxonomy places the organism in Eukaryota, Metazoa, Chordata, Mammalia, Rodentia, Cricetidae.